AUGUCCGCCAAAUUCCAAGAUGAGGCCGUCACCUCCCUCCGGAAAGACACAAAAGAAUUGGUGCACAAAGUCGGCGAGCGACUGACUGGCGGGGGUUAUCUCAACCAAAACCCCCUGCGCACCAAGAUGUUGACGUCGGGAGUGCUGUCCGGUCUGCAGGAGAUCCUGGCGUCCUGGAUCGCGCACGAUGUCAGCAAGAACGGCCACUACCUCAGCCCGCGGGUGCCCAAGAUGGUCCUGUACGGCAUGUUCAUCAGCGCCCCGCUGGGCCACUUCCUGAUCGGGAUCCUCCAAAAGGUGUUCGCUGGACGGACUAGCCUGAAGGCCAAGGUGCUGCAGAUCUUGGCCAGCAACCUGCUCGUCUCCCCCAUCCAGAACGCCGUGUACCUGACCAGCAUGGCGGUCAUUGCCGGUGCGCGCACCAUCCACCAGGUCCGCGCCACCGUCCGGGCGGGCUUCAUGCCCGUCAUGAAGGUCAGCUGGGUGACCUCGCCCAUCGCGCUGGCCUUUGCGCAGAAGUUCCUGCCGGAGCACACCUGGGUGCCGUUCUUCAACAUUGUCGGGUUCGUCAUCGGAACCUACGUCAACACCCACACGAAGAAGAAGCGCCUCGAAGCGCUCCGGAAGCGUUACGACCAGCGUCGUGGUCCCGGCAGCGAGUACGACAAGGGCGACUACCGGUAA
This is a messenger RNA of Aspergillus fijiensis CBS 313.89, 684 nucleotides long. RefSeq names its product Mpv17/PMP22 family protein. Gene Ontology annotation, cellular component: membrane; cytoplasm. Lineage: Eukaryota; Fungi; Ascomycota; Eurotiomycetes; Eurotiales; Aspergillaceae. The transcript is spliced from 4 exons. The record is from RefSeq and is a predicted model, not a curated record. Bases 1 to 684 code for a protein of 227 amino acids.